AGUAACUUUAUUCGUCUGGGUACUGUGUAAGAAGUAUCUGAUUUGAAAAUAGUGUUCAUCAAAUCUAAAAAUGAUGAUUAAUACGUCUAGAUUUUCCAAAUGCCUUACAAUUUUUUUAGUGUAUAAUAUCAUGAUUAUUUUUACAGUAUCAUGCAGCGGUCCUGAUACAGUUGAAACAGAAAAACAAAUCGUUCCGGAUUUUGACUUAAUCAACAUAUCAGAUAAGGGUGACUAUUUUCAAUAUUAUUUCCAUAGUUUCUAUCACGUGGGUCAACUAAAAGUUCGUCCUCGAACUUUUUUCAAAUCAGUUUAUAAUUGCAAUUACAUGAUAUUGCCAGAAUUAGAUGAAGCUAAUGAUUAUAAUGCAUAUAGGAAAAACAUAAGAAAAGAAUUAAGUAAGUUAUAUAUUUUAGAAAAUAAAUCAGUUGGUUCUUUCGUUGCCCUUUUGGCUAUUUCGUCUGCAAUUUCGUUACCAGGUUGCCUAUUGGGAUGUUUUUUUUGUGGAUUUGCUAAGUUUGUGAGGGCGCUGAGAGAGUCUGUGUAUAUGGUUGAAGAUUGGAUAUCCGAGGAGGCAGCUAAUUCUGUGGCUUUUAAAAGAGCUAGAUAUUCUGCUGUAUAG
Molecule: messenger RNA, 619 nt
Organism: Metopolophium dirhodum (rose-grain aphid)
Lineage: Eukaryota; Metazoa; Arthropoda; Insecta; Hemiptera; Aphididae
Exons: 7
Coding region: 71-619 (182 amino acids)
Source: RefSeq, a predicted model, not a curated record